Molecule: messenger RNA, 274 nt
Organism: Condylostylus longicornis
Lineage: Eukaryota; Metazoa; Arthropoda; Insecta; Diptera; Dolichopodidae
Exons: 2
Coding region: 116-274 (52 amino acids)
Source: RefSeq, a predicted model, not a curated record
GUUUUUGUUGGUUAGUAUUGAGAUUUUUUUAUUUUUGAACAUUUGUGAAAAUUCUAAGAUAAUUUAAUUUCUAUUUAAUAUUUUAAUAACACUGAGAGAUCUUUAAUCAGUUUUUAUGGCAAAAACAGGCAUUGUAGUUAAACAGUUCUUGAGGAAAUACGGUGCCGUGAUUUUUUUCCCAACCUUUACUGCAUCAACAAUUUUGGCAGAUUUAAAUCAUACCAGAAAUUGGAAACGUGAACAAGAACAACUGAAGAAGGAAAGCAUAAAUUAA